GCAUGUUUAGUUCAAUAAGUACUUCUAUUUGAGCAGGUUGUAAAAUGAAGAACAUAAUUUUUAUUAAAAUAAUAUUUUUCGCAAUUUUUGUGUAUGGUACGCGAGCCGAUUCAAGUAGCAGCGAUAGCAGCAGUGAUAGUGACAGCAGCAGUGGUGGCCAUCAUAAACAUAGCGGUAAGAGUCAUCAUUCAUCGCCAAACGUAGCCCAUCAUCAUUAUAAUAAUCCAGCGUAUGGUGGUUAUAUGGGUGGUGCACCACCACCGUAUCCAUAUGGUGGAUAUUACUAUCAGCAACCACCACCUGCAUAUUAUGGGCCUCCACCAGCAGUAGGACCCUACCCAUAUGGAGGCUUUGUAAAUCCUCAAAUGCCACCAAAUUACAUGUACGCAGUACCAACACAACAAGCUUCAGGAGCACCUUAUCCAGCACCAAAUAACUAUCCAACUCCUAAUAAUUAUCCGGCACCAAACAAUAACCCACCAGGUAACAAUUAUCCAGCACCGGGCUCUGGCAAUAACGGCUAUAACCCUCAAAGUUCAACAAAUCCUGGCCAAGGUCCACCAGGCUUUAGCAGCACUAUUAAUCACUCAUUAAAGGUUAAUAAAGAAUAUCAGGAAGAUGGUCAUCACUAUCGCCCAGAUGCACCAGUAACUCCAGCUGCUCAAUAAUUUAAAUUAGGAAAGUAACAUAAAUUAAAACAAUUUUUUUUAUUUAAAAUAAGAAACAAAAAAAUUGUAGGAAAAAAAUGUAAUUAAAUCUCAUUUAUGCAAAGGCUGUUCGAAACUUUUUAUCUACCAUUAAACACAAACGUUUUUAAACUCUUUGUU
Molecule: messenger RNA, 827 nt
Organism: Teleopsis dalmanni
Lineage: Eukaryota; Metazoa; Arthropoda; Insecta; Diptera; Diopsidae
Product: multiple organellar RNA editing factor 8, chloroplastic/mitochondrial
Exons: 1
Coding region: 45-668 (207 amino acids)
Source: RefSeq, a predicted model, not a curated record